AUGUCUGCAAACACCCAAACCACUGUGAAGAGAGGAGAACUCUUUGUGUAUAUUAGUUACAUUUCAGCCAUUAGAUCUCGUUCAUCAAAAUGUAAAACUUUAUUACAAAUUCUUGAUAGCAAUCAAGUGAAAUACACUGUUAUUGAUUUGGGAAUUGUUCCAGAAAAGAUUCAUGAAAUGUUGAAAUUUAAUGGAGGUAUUCACGAUUUACCACAAGUAUUUGUGGACACUAAAUUUGUUGGAACCUUUGAUGACGUUGAAGAAUGGAUUGAAGAGGAAAGACUUUUAACUGAAUUGCAACAAGCAGGAUAUAAGGGAGGACCAAACCCACCUCAUGUCGAUCAAGAAGAAGUCAAUAGAAUGAUUGAGGAAUUUAAAACUAAAUUCCCAGAAGAAGUUCUCUCAGAAGAAGCCAAACAAGAAAAAAUUUCCAUCAUUGAAAAAGUGAAACAAGAAAAAUUGGAACAACGAAGCAAAUUACAAGAAAGUAGUGCAACCAAUACUACCCAAUCUGAAAAUGCAUCCAAUGCUGCUGUUCAACACAAUGAACAAGAAGAUGAAGUAGAGGAUGAGGAUGAAGAGGAGCAACCAGCUGAAGAAGAACCAUAUGAUGAUGAGGAAGAAGAAGAAGAAUAUGUUCGUAAAUAUGAUCCAAAUCGUGACUCUGAUGAUGAAUAUUAUUAA
Molecule: messenger RNA, 684 nt
Organism: Naegleria lovaniensis
Lineage: Eukaryota; Heterolobosea; Eutetramitea; Acrasida; Naegleriidae
Exons: 4
Coding region: 1-684 (227 amino acids)
Source: RefSeq, a predicted model, not a curated record